CCAUUAGCAACUAGGAGCCUAGCAGUUACCUUUCGUGAGCGGGCCGGCUGGAGCCUAGGACCUGGUCAUAUAAACGGGGAUGCGGGACAUUUAAACAGCGAUCCGGGAGUGCGCGCUGUGUUAUAAAAUUCGUGACUGAGCAGUUGGGAGGACCAUCCUAUUCUCACUGGACACGUGUGCCUUAAUAAGUGAAUAAUGAAGACAGUACUCAUGGUUGCAGAGAAGCCUUCAUUGGCACAGUCAAUCGCAAAGAUUCUUUCUAGAGGGAGUGCCUCCUCUCGUAAAGGACUGAAUGGUGCGUGCUCUGUUCAUGAAUACACAGGAUCAUUCAUGGGACAGACUGUGCGCUUCAAGAUGACAUCUGUCUGUGGUCACGUUAUGAGCUUGGACUUUAUAGGGAAAUACAACAACUGGGACAAAGUGGAUCCAGCAGAGCUCUUUAGCAAAGCACCUACAGAGAAGAAAGAAGCCAACCCAAAACUCAGUAUGGUCAAAUUCCUUCAGGUGGAAGGACGUGGUUGUGAUUAUGUUGUUCUUUGGCUGGAUUGUGAUAAAGAAGGAGAAAAUAUUUGCUUUGAGGUUCUAGAUGCUAUACAUCCUGUAAUGAACAGAGCACAUGGCGGGGAGCGCACAGUAUACCGGGCAAAGUUCAGCUCCAUUACUGAUACAGACAUCCUAAAUGCAAUGAACCGACUUGGGGAGCCCAAUAAAAAUGAAGCACUGUCAGUCGAUGCCAGGCAAGAGCUGGACCUGAGAAUUGGUUGUGCCUUUACAAGGUUUCAGACAAAGUAUUUUCAAGGAAAAUACGGCAACCUAGACAGCUCUCUGAUCUCCUUUGGACCGUGUCAGACACCAACACUUGGAUUUUGUGUGGAAAGACAUGAUAAGAUCCAGUCUUUCAAACCAGAGACUUAUUGGGUCCUUCAAGUAAAGGUGAGCCGUGGACAGGAAAACCCACUGAUACUAGAUUGGGAUCGGGUGCGAGUCUUUGACAGAGAGAUUGCUCAGAUGUUCAUAAAUAUCACCAAGACUGCAAAGGAGGCACAGGUAGAGUCUGUAAGCAAGAAGGAGAAGGCCAAACAAAGGCCGCAAGCAUUAAACACUGUGGAAAUGCUUCGUGUUGCUAGUUCUGCACUGGGAAUGGGUCCUCAACAUACAAUGCAAAUUGCAGAGCGCCUGUACACCCAAGGUUACAUCAGCUAUCCCCGAACAGAAACCACCCACUAUCCUGAAAACUUUGACCUGAAAGGAACGCUUCGGCAGCAAGCUAACAACCCUUUCUGGGCCGACAUGGUUAAAACUUUGCUUGCUGAGGGAAUCAACCGCCCUAGAAAAGGAACUGAUGCCGGAGACCAUCCACCAAUUACACCGAUGCGUUCAGCUACAGAGGCAGAACUUGGUGGUGAUGCUUGGAGACUGUAUGAGUACAUCACUCGGCACUUCAUUGCCACCAUCAGUCAUGACUGUAAAUACCUUCAGACCAGUAUUGCCUUCAGUGUGGGACCUGAGAAGUUUACCACCACUUGCAAGGAGGUGAUCUCACCAGGAUUCACAGAAAUUAUGCCCUGGCAAGGUAUUCCAAAGGAAGAGAGUUUCCAGCCGUGCGAAAGAGGAGACAAGUUCAGUGUGGAUGAGAUGAAACUGAUGGAAAAACAGACAUGCCCUCCAGACUACUUGACUGAAGCUGAGCUCAUCUCUUUAAUGGAGAGGCAUGGCAUUGGAACUGAUGCCAGCAUUCCAGUGCACAUUAAUAAUAUCUGCCAGCGCAAUUAUGUGACAGUGGAGAGUGGGCGCAGACUGAAGCCUACUAGCCUGGGCAUUGUGUUGGUGCAUGGAUAUUAUAAGAUAGAUCCGGAACUGGUGCUUCCAACCAUUCGCAGUGCAGUGGAGAAGCAGCUCAACUUGAUCGCUCAGGGGAAGGCAAAUUUCCAGCAAGUCCUGGAUCACACCUUGGAUAUCUUUAAGAGGAAAUUCCACUACUUUGUGGAUUCAAUAGCAGGGAUGGAUGAGUUGAUGGAAGUAUCAUUCUCACCUCUGGCUGCAACUGGCAAACCACUGUCUCGCUGUGGAAAAUGUCAUCGAUUUAUGAAAUAUAUUCAGGCCAAGCCUAGCCGCCUCCACUGCUCUCACUGUGAUGAAACCUAUAGUCUUCCUCAAAAUGGCACAAUCAAACUGUACAAAGAACUGCGCUGCCCACUAGAUGAUUUUGAACUGGUUCUGUGGUCAUCAGGGUCCCGAGGGAAAAGCUACCCUCUGUGUCCAUACUGCUACAAUCAUGCCCCUUUUAGGGACAUGAAAAAAGGGAUGGGCUGCAAUGAGUGCACACAUCCAACCUGCCAGCACUCACUUAGCAUGCUGGGAAUUGCUCAGUGUGUUGAGUGUGAAAGUGGGGUAAUGGUCCUUGACUCCACCUCUGGUCCAAAAUGGAAGAUGUCCUGCAAUAAAUGCAAUGUCAUUGUGCACUUCUUUGAGAAUGCACAUCGUGUGCGUGUAUCUGCAGAGACUUGUGAUGCAUGCGAUGCUGCAGUGGUCCAUGUCGACUUCAACAAGGCAAAGUGUCCUCUACCUGCAGAUCAAACACAGCACGCUGGCUGUGUGUUCUGUGACCCUGUAUUUCAGGACCUAGUUGAGCUAAAACAUGCCACAAUGAAACAUCCCAUGCACAAGGGUGGGCAGGGAAGAAGGCAAGGUAGAGGAAGAGGCAGGGGAAGAAGGGCAAACCCCAAAAAACCCAAGGACAAAAUGGCAGCCCUAGCUGCCUACUUUGUGUAACCUGGGCAAUAAUAUGUCAUAUAAAGCAACAUACUGUACAGGCUGAAGGCUGAGAAGAAAGGGCUAGAAAAAAGGAAAACUAAGCAGCUUGGGAAUUUCUAUUUAUACUAUCAACAUUACAGACUGUAAAACAACAUCUCUUUUCCUUAUAAUAAGGACCGAACUUGGAGAUGGGUAUCAUUUAAUACAGACUGGGCCUAAAAAUGAGGGGUUUGACAUGUAUACCUUUUGUUUUUCUGAUCCCAUGUGCUUUAUGUUUAUAUUUUUUUAUGUUGUUGGCUUGUGCUAAAUCACAGACACCAGCUAUCGGAAUAUUACAAAAGUACCAGCCUCACUCUUCGAAGUGAGCAACCAUAUUUUUUACAGUCCAAACAUAUCAUGUGACUCCUAGCUGCCAAAAAGUGCAUUUGUAACAAUAAUAUAACAUUUGUAAUAGCAUUGCCUAGGUUUAUACAAUGACCCUUAGUUAGGUUCUUGGAAAGACAAGCAUUUUGACAAAUAAGGUUUGUCAGUGAUUUUAACAAGAGAAUGAAAAAUUGAUGGACAUAUUGGCAUUUUAUGUUCUGAACGCUACAGUCCACAAAAACUAUUUGAAGCUUCUCACGUCUUCCGUAGUUGCUGCUAUGACCUUCACACACUAAGCUGUCUGUUAUGGGAAGCUAAUGCAGGGGGCUGAUCCCUAACACACAACCUACAGGCCUCUCCUACCUACAAAAUUCACCAUGCUAUGAAUUGGAAUAUGCAACCCAAGGUCAUUCUGUGUUCUAGAUGUUGUUUGGACCUGGCAUCUAAAAUAUACCUUUAUCUCAUUAAAAGGAUUUUUAAAUCUA
Messenger RNA from Xenopus tropicalis (tropical clawed frog), 3602 nucleotides. RefSeq names its product DNA topoisomerase III beta (gene top3b). Gene Ontology annotation, biological process: DNA topological change. Gene Ontology annotation, molecular function: DNA binding; DNA topoisomerase activity; DNA topoisomerase type I (single strand cut, ATP-independent) activity. NCBI's taxonomy places the organism in Eukaryota, Metazoa, Chordata, Amphibia, Anura, Pipidae. The record is from RefSeq and is marked validated.